AUGUUUCCCAAAUUGCAUUCUUGUAACCCUAAUAAUUGCUGGUAUCUAUCAUGGCUAGAAUCUGUAAAUUUAACAGUUCCCUUCACGACGUACCUGCAGCCAACUGGACCUCGAUGGACUAGUACAGCCAAAACUUCAAGAGCAAACCAUUUGUCAUUAUCACUGCUCUGCAGCACGCUGACAUAG
This is a messenger RNA of Colletotrichum truncatum, 186 nucleotides long. The record is from RefSeq and is a predicted model, not a curated record. NCBI's taxonomy places the organism in Eukaryota, Fungi, Ascomycota, Sordariomycetes, Glomerellales, Glomerellaceae.